AUGUCGAUUAAACGGGCCCUCUCCAAGGCCAUUCGGGGUCAUGUCAAUGACGAUGACUCGUCGGGCUCCCACAUUCGCACUUCGCUCUCUCUCGGCCCUUCCAAACCACGCACCUCGACCUCGCACGAUUCGCAUGCUCACCAUUCCCCCACUGCAUCUCCUCGGCGCAGCAUUCUAGGCAACUUCUUCCGUGAGAAGGACUAUGUCUCCUCCUCCGAGGACUUCUCCGAUGAUUCGUCGACGGGCAACCUGAGUAAGAACCAGCAGAAACGACUCGUGCGCCAGCAGCGUCGCAAUGAGCGAUCUCGCCUCAGCGAAGAGCAAUUCUCCGAGUCGGAUCAUCGCCGGAAGGAGGAGGAGCUCGCAAAGGCCGCUGCGGAGGAGACGCCGGAAAUGAAGGCCCGCUACGGCGAACUCCCUCUGAUGCAGUCGCAGAGCCGCCCUCGUGAAGACCGUAUCGCGCUGGAUGAUAUCACCCCAGAUAUGGCGGGGCAGGAGGUGUACUUCACGGCACGCCUGCAUGUUGUGCGUCGCAUGAGUGCGAAGCUGGUCUUCCUCGUGUUCCGCCAGCAGCUAACCACCUUCCAAGGUGUGCUGCAUGAGCUCCCAGGCGUUUCCUCCCUUGCCAUGAUCUCGUGGGCCGAACAUCUCCGUGUGGGCUCCUUCCUGCGUGUCCGUGGCAAGAUCCAGAAGCCCGAUGUGCCUGUUCUCGGCUGCAGCAUUCACGAUGUCGAGCUGUCUAUCGAUUCUCUGCAUCUGCUCGUCAAGCGCGAGGAGCCUGUCCCGUUCAGUGUCUACGAGGCUGAGAUUCGCACCAACGAGGAGGACAAGGCUGAAGGACGCCGCAGCCAUAUCCCUGACCGUACCCGCCUCAGCAAUCGCUUGCUGGACCUUCGGACAGCCACUUCUCAAUCCAUCUUCCGCUUGCAAUCCGCCACUUGCAACCUCUUCCGUGGCGCCCUCGAUGAACAAGGGUUCAUUGAGAUCCAUACUCCCAAGCUGCAGGGUGCUGCCACCGAGUCCGGUGCCAGUGUCUUCAAAGUCGAUUACUUUGGCCGCCCUGCCUUCCUGGCCCAGUCCCCCCAGCUGGCCAAGCAGAUGGCCAUUGCUGCCGACUUUGGUCGUGUGUAUGAAAUUGGUGCCGUCUUCCGUGCCGAGAACUCCAAUACCCAUCGUCAUUUGACAGAGUAUACCGGCCUGGAUAUCGAAAUGGCUAUCGAGGAGCACUACCAUGAGAUGCUCGAGACUCUGGAUGCUACCAUCAAGAACAUCCUGAGCGGUGUUUAUACCAAGUAUCGCCGAGAGAUUGACAUGGUUAAGCACCAGUUCCCAUCCGAGGAUGUCGUGUGGUUGGAGAAGACACCUAUCAUCCGCUUCACUGAUGGAAUCCAAAUGCUGAACGACUCGGGUUGGCGUGACGAGGAGGGCAAGCUUCUUCCCACGGAUGAAGAUUUGGCCACUCGUGACGAGAUCCGCCUGGGCCAACUGGUCAAGGAGAAGUAUGGCACCGACUACUACGUCCUUGACAAGUUCCCUCGCGGUGCCCGUCCCUUCUACACCAUGCCGGAUCCCGAGGAUGACAAGUUCACCAACUCGUUCGACAUGUUCAUCCGCGGUCAGGAAAUUGUGUCUGGUGGCCAGCGUAUCCACGAGCCGCACAUGCUCGAGGAGAACAUGCGCAAGUGGGGCAUCAACCCCGAGGAUAUGGAGGAGUAUCUCGAGGCUUUCCGCUGGGGUGCGCCACCUCAUGCCGGUGCCGGUGUUGGCCUCGAACGUUUGCUGAUGCUCCUGCUUCAGGUGGGCAACAUUCGUCUCACUUCACUCUUCCACCGUGACCCCAAGAGUCUGCCUGCCAAGCCCCCCGUUCACCAGCUUCGUCACCCCGAAGCCUCCACCAUCGAGCCACCUUGGCAAGAGCGUUCCCGCGUGGCUACUGAUGUCAGCGAGCUACAGCCGCUGGAGAAGCUGGUUGCCAACUACGGAGACGCCACCUCCACUUCCUGGUUCGAUGAACGAUUCAAGAUCUGGCGCGAUAUGGCUACUGGUGCUGCCGUGGCUUACGUGCCCAGCAGCAGCAACUACGUCAUCAUUCCCGGUAACCCUGCGUGCGAUCCUUCUCAGUACUCUCGCACCAUUACACAGUUCCUCCAGUGGCUCCGCCGGGAAACCAAGUACAAGCCCGUCUGGAUUCUCUGCUCUCCCGAGGUCGAGACUAUUCUCGGCGAGCGUCUCGGUUGGCGCAGCUUGUCCUGCAUUGCCGAAGAGCGUGUUGAACCCUCCCGCAACCAAGCCGCCUCCGACGGCGAGAUUGCCCGCAAACUGCGCCGUGCCGAGAAUGAAGGCAUCAAGGUUGUCUCGUUCAGCCAGGGCGAGCUGCCCUCCGAAGAAAUCCGCGGAAAGAUCGAUGAACGCAUUGCCGAGUGGCUCGCCGGCCGUAAGGGCACUCAGGUGCAUCUGUCCGAGAUCCGCCCGUGGAUCGACUCGGAGCACCGCUGGUACUUCUACGCCCUUGACAAGGAAGGCGUCAUCUGUGCCUUUGUCGCGCUGGCCAUGCUCUCCCCCGCCCACGGCAUGCAGGUCAAGUACAGCUUGGACUUCCCCAACUCGCCAAGCGGUGUCAUCGAGUACAUUGUUACCCAGGCCAUCCAGACCGCUUCCAAGGGUGGUGUCAGUGGUCUGACCUUCGGUGCCGGUGCUACCUCCAGACUCAUUCCCGGCCACAACCUGCACGGCGCCAAGAUCAAGAUGCUGGAGCGCACCUACGAGACUCUGGCCAAGCAAUUCCACCUUGUGCGGAAGAGCGAGUUCCGUGCCAAGCUGGGUGCUACCGAGGAGCCGCUUUAUAUCUCCUACCCUGCUCACGGCCUUGGCUCCAAGGGUAUCCGUGCUGUGCUGAAUUUCUUCGAGGAUUAG
This is a messenger RNA of Penicillium subrubescens, 2913 nucleotides long. It is a transcript of the gene erdS, whose product is annotated as aspartyl-tRNA synthetase, cytoplasmic. The record is from RefSeq and is a predicted model, not a curated record. Gene Ontology annotation, cellular component: cytosol; aminoacyl-tRNA synthetase multienzyme complex; cytoplasm. Bases 1 to 2913 code for a protein of 970 amino acids. Gene Ontology annotation, biological process: aspartyl-tRNA aminoacylation. Gene Ontology annotation, molecular function: RNA binding; aspartate-tRNA ligase activity; ATP binding. NCBI's taxonomy places the organism in Eukaryota, Fungi, Ascomycota, Eurotiomycetes, Eurotiales, Aspergillaceae. The transcript has a single exon.